Temnothorax curvispinosus is the source of this 2306-nucleotide messenger RNA. RefSeq names its product zinc finger protein 765-like. The record is from RefSeq and is a predicted model, not a curated record. The transcript is spliced from 6 exons. Gene Ontology annotation, cellular component: nucleus. Gene Ontology annotation, biological process: regulation of transcription by RNA polymerase II. NCBI's taxonomy places the organism in Eukaryota, Metazoa, Arthropoda, Insecta, Hymenoptera, Formicidae. Gene Ontology annotation, molecular function: DNA-binding transcription factor activity, RNA polymerase II-specific; RNA polymerase II transcription regulatory region sequence-specific DNA binding. Bases 428 to 1408 code for a protein of 326 amino acids.
UUGCACUUUCUCAGGCGGCGCGUCGGAAAAUGCAUCCCCACGGCCGGGUUCAUUUGUGCGCCGCGUGUCGGUUAGAUGGCGCGUCCUUUCGACGCGAUUAAAAUGGCCGAAAAUUGAUUUUUUACCGUGUUCGUCCCCCGAUCACGAUUCCCCUUUCUCAUGCUCGCGGGGUCACAGGUAUACUGUGUCACAGGUAUCUCGCCAACGACGAGUGGACGAAGCGGCGACGGCGGACGUCGGCGGACGUUCGAUCGGCCGAUCGUGACAGUUCGCGGUAAUUUCGCUUCGAAUUUCGGCGAAUACCGCGCGCGAUCUUGACGUUCCGAUCAGUGGCUCCAGUGCAGGCUCCAGCUGACUCCAGCUCCAGCUCCGCGUGGAUCUCGCCCGUUGCCCGCCCUUCCCCGUUCUCGCGUACCCCGAGCGCCAAAUGAGUACCCGGAGGAGUAUGCGGAGCCAGCACAAUUGCGUUCUGUGCGACUCGAAGCUCGACUCCAAGGAGGCAUUGCAAGAACACUUUAGGAAACAUGCAAAUAAGGAGAUAGACAUGCGUGGGCUGCCGAUGAGGAGCAGAACCAAGGUAGACACUCAGUGCGACAUAUGUAAUAAGUCGUUUGAUUCGAUACCAGCAACGAUAAGGCACAGGUUUAAGGUACACUCCAAUUCGUCGACCAAGUUCUAUUGUUCCUAUUGUGGAAUGCAGUUUCCUUUAAAGAAUCACAGGGAUAAUCAUCAGAUGUCGCAUGACGCGACUGAAAGCGAGAAUAAAGAUCUACAUAGAAAAUGCGAGGAGUGCAACGUGAUAUUCUACAACGAAAAGGCACUGAAUUACCAUCAUCGUUCCUUUCAUAAAAGAAUGGUAUACAUGUUCCAACCGAUAGCCACUCCUCCGCCCAGCAACAAGAUCAAAUUGAACUCUAUGAACGACGCGUUGAGCGUAUAUUAUUGUCAUUUGUGUGGCGUCGAGUACGUUGUAAAGUUCAACUUGCAACAGCACCUAGAGAAGAUGCACACGGAAAAAGAAAGGGAGUCUAUGCCGGAGGAUUUGAUCAAGUGUACGGUGUGCGCAGCCUUGUUUUGCAACAAGAAGGCUUACAACGUUCACAACAAUUACCAUCAGCCGGAUGAUUUAUACGUAACUUCCGAGCAACAGAGAAUGCAGACAGUGACCAAAAUUGAUCAGGACUUCGACAUUAGGAGAGUGGAAUCUACGGCUGAGAAAUAUAUACCGCGAUCUAAUCUAUUUAAGAGGACGAUUAAGGAGAGGACAAAGCCGGACAAAAUGCCGAAGACAGAAAUUAAGAUAGAGAUAAAGAGAGAAAGGUCCAUAUCCUUGGAUGAUCCUGUGAGUACCAUCGAGUCCAGUGAUUCCGAAAGCGACGUCCCGUUGGAGCAAAGGAUCGCCAGCUAACGGAGGUUUUUCUUUCCGAUCACAAAAGAUUAUCCCUAUCUCUGCCUUGAGGGAACUUUGUUAUACGAGAGAUUUACAAACUACUGCUGCAAUCGUGAUAGUUGUCAAAUCUAAUUUCUCUUUCUCUUUACAAUUGUUAUUAUAUAUGCAUAUUAUACAAGUUAAGGAGAUGUGACAUUGUAGAAUGGCAGUUGUAUAUUCUUUUUUGUUUUUUAUGGCACGGAUUGCGUUCAAAAAUUACAAUUGUAAUAACUGAAUGUUAUUGACUAAUUAUGAAUGUGAAGUACUGGACGAAAUUUUAUAGUAGGAAGAGAGUAAUUACGACAAUUUGCUAAUUAAUUCUUGAAUAAUUGUGUAGAUGUGUGUUUAUGUAUAUUAUACUAAAUAUAUAUACAUAGACCACAUAUACAGGGUGUCUAAUAAGUACCGUGUCACCUCGUGGACAGCUUUCAGUGUCACACGUGUCGUUCGUGUCGUUCACAGAGGCCUCCCAACGCCUCAUCGCGCGCGUAGCAAAAAACUGGGCUGUUUUUUCUCGUCGAAUCGCAUGGACGCACACUGAUGUGUGGAUCUUUAAUUGAGAAAACUUACAAAACGAUAAAAGACUUUUAUUCAGUUUAACGCACUCUACCCACGAAAGGUAGCAGGUGACACGGUAAUUACCAGACACCCUGUGUAUUAUAGAUACAUUAUACAUAUUUAUAUACUGCGUUUGAUGAAAGAUAUCUUCUGAGCAUGAUUGGUUAUAUUUUUUUAUUUUUUUAUUACGGUGUGCAUGUUUAAUGCGCGAUACGAACACGUUUUAUUUGCUGUUUUCCUCGUCCUUUUCACGCAAUUUGUAUCAAAUUUUUAUGUACAAAUAUAUAUAUAUAUAUACAUAUACGUAUAGAUCCAGAAA